AUGCCCGUUGGCAUCUCGGGUAUCAAGCUCAAGCCCCCCACUAUCACCACAUGGCGCACUUGGCCUCCAAUCAUUAUCGUCCCCACAUCCACUUUCAUGCACUCAUACGUGUCUGAGGACAACAAGAGAGAUCCACGAAGAAGCGCGGCACCAAGAUUCCGAAGCGACCACCGCAUCAUCGAGACGAAGAUUAUUCGCUUCAUCGGAAUCAAGGUCAGAACGAAGCCCUGUUUGGACAGGGUUGAUGAGAAGACCUUAACGAAUGAGCUUGUGAAUCACCUUCCUCCGAAGAGUGAUUCCCUCAGCACUCGUGAGCAGAUCGUCAGCUACAUUUCCAAGCUGAUUCAAGCCUUGAGGGAAACCAUUCGUUUGGUUGCUCCCAGGAUUGAGAUUGGCUUCCAGAGGAAACGACAAACCAUCCUCGAAAAGCAGUUGAACGAUCGGAUGUCUCAGGUGACUUCUCUGCAAGAGAGGGAUAAGCGAGAGCUGUGGCGUAUAUUCACCGAGGCGGAGCCCCCAUCUAUACGCAAGACCUUUCAUUUGGCGUCCUUGGGACAGAAGAUUUGUCGACCCGUCGAAUCCUCACAGCUACCUACGAUGACUCACCUCGGCGAGAAGGAUGCCGAUACUCCUGGCGGGAAGAUUGGCAUGUUCAAGAAGGUCAUCUUCCGCGCCAACGGCGGUCCAAAGUCCUGCACAGCACCGGUCCAGGCAGAUUUCACACAUCACGGGAAAGAGCUUCAUAUCCGACAGAACUUGAGCGACGAGGAACUCAAGGAGCUUAUCAGAGGUUUGCCGAGAUGGAAGUCGACCGGGUCCGAUCAAGUCCCGUACGAAGCCAUUCAGCUCGGAGGCGGCAUUUUGCGGAACCAUCUUUUACGGGUGUUCCAAGUCUGCCUGCAGAUGGGCUAUCACCCGGCCAACUUCAAAGAUGCGAUUCUCGUUAUGGUACGCAAGUCACCUAAGCCUGCCAACCAGCCUACGAGCUGGAGGCCCCUAGCCUUGCUGUCGUGUCUCGGCAAGAUUCUCGAGAAGAUUGUGGCUUCAAGGAUGCAAGAAGCCCUCAAGGCAAAUCCACAUCUUCUACCGGCAGGACAGUUUGGCUGGAGAACGACCUCGGAAGCCCUCGAGUACAUGCUUGACAAGAUAUACAGUGCCUGGGCCAUGGGCAAGGUUGUUACCAUCAUGGGGCUUGAUAUAAGCGGUGCUUAUGACAAUGUCUGGAGGCAGGCCCUCAUCCAGACUCUGGCUGACAAAGGUUUCCCACGAUGGAUCGUCAACAUGAUUCAGUCUUUUCUUUCCGAUCGCACAGCGUGCUUCAACCUUCCUGGCAUUGUAUCCCUGCCUUUCGAUCUCAACACGGGUGUUCCCCAGGGUUCGCCGCUCUCGCCUAUCCUUUUCCUCUUCUUCGCCUCUCCCCUUCUCCAACGUGCAAAGACAUUCAAAAAUUACCCUGUCGAGGCGGAUGGCAAGAGGAGCAAAGUCGACCUCUUUGCAUUUGCAUUCGUGGACGACAUUUACCUCAUGGCCAUAUCAGACAACUACGCGGCCAACUGCAAAGGUCUCGAGAUGUUGCACGAGGGACUCAUGGACACAGCAAACGAGCUUUUGGAUCUUCGUUUCGGGGCCCAUAAGUACAGCAUCAUGCACUUCAAGAAACCGCAGAGCAAGAAGGGCCAUAACGACGUGAUCCCAAGCAUACCGGGCUUUUGCAAGAAGCCAGAACCCAACAUGAGAAUCCUCGGCGUUAUUGUCAGCAGUGAUCUUACUUGGGGAGAUCACAUUUCGAUGGUUAUUAGCAAGGUGAAGCAGAGGAUGGGCUACCUGAGUUUCAUAUCUGGUCCACACUGGGGUCCCAAUCUCAAGACAAUGCGCCUCUUCUUCAUAUCCAAGAUCCGACCCGUCUUCACAUAUGCCUGCGGAGCAUGGUUCAUCACAAGGGAACGGGACGAAGACAGGAUCAGCUACCAGAUCAACAACAAGCAGAUGAAUCGUCUAGAGGAUGCCUACACUUUCUGCCUUCGCAAGAUUUCCGGAGCUUUCGACCGCACAGCUCCACAGAUUCUGGAGAAGGAGAUGUUCAUCGAGAACAUAUGGACAGUUCUCCAUUCACAGGCCACUCUACAUCGCGCCAAACUGCUCUCCGCUCUUCCUCCAUCAUGGGUAUCAGACAAGAACUACGACUUUUUGAAGUCUGGGGUUCGCAACCCGUAUGAUGAUCUGAAACUUGAUGCUUGGGCAUGCAUCAUGAACCUGCACGAGUCUAUCAACUUGAACGAAAAGCCAGAGUUCCGCGAGGCAGGAUUGAGAGCCCCAGAUGAUCCAAAAGCUCGCAACAGCAGACUGAGAAGUUUCAUCAAGGUUGGAGCAGCCCGAAGCUGCAGCGUCAGAUGGGAGAAGUAUGUCCUACAACGAAGGGUUGAGAAAGCCAUGACGUCUCGCGGGGAUAACAGCGCUCAGCUCCCUGCUGUCCUCCUGGAGCCUUGGAGCAAAAGGAGCCUUGGAUACUACGAGAAGAACAUGACCCGCGCCCAGACUACCAUUCUCCUCCACUGCCGGACCGAGUUCAUCGGACUCAAGGCCCAUCUUUCUAAGAUUGGCAUCAAGGAAGCGGGACCUGGCCGCUGUGCAUGCGGGAAGUUUCGAGAGACGCCAUUCCAUCUCUUUGUUCAGUGCGAGAGGCUCAAGGACGCACGCAAGAAGCUUGAGCAAAAGGUCCGUCAUAUCAGCUAUCAAGACUUGCUCACCAAGCACAGCCAGAUUGCAACCCAGUGGGCCUUGAAGUACUUCGACAUUGAGCAGUUUGACUCGGUGAGUUGGACGAUGCAGACCCCCCACCUACUCACUCACGGACCCCUUCCCAUCGCUCUUCCACCAGAGGGAGGACCACGCGGGCUCCAGGCCGGCAUCACCCCUACCCUCCGAGGACUACGGCCUAUCGCUCUGCUGGGCACAGGAGAUGGCGUCGUUGAGCGCGCUCCUAGCCUCGCUAUCCCCUCCCUUUCGCCAUGA
Messenger RNA from Fusarium fujikuroi IMI 58289, 3012 nucleotides. RefSeq lists its product as uncharacterized. The transcript is spliced from 4 exons. Lineage: Eukaryota; Fungi; Ascomycota; Sordariomycetes; Hypocreales; Nectriaceae. The coding region runs from base 1 to 3012 and encodes 1003 amino acids. The record is from RefSeq and is a predicted model, not a curated record.